Molecule: messenger RNA, 2005 nt
Organism: Insectozyma verbasci
Lineage: Eukaryota; Fungi; Ascomycota; Pichiomycetes; Serinales; Debaryomycetaceae
Source: the annotation of a GenBank genome assembly
AUGACAGAAAUAAACGAAAAAAAGUUUGAUGAACAAAGUAUUGAAUCAGUAGGUGCAAAAUAUGAUAAACAUAAUCAAGAAUUAAACAAACCUAAAAAAUUCCAAUGGCAUUUAGAUUUAAGUGAACAUCCUCCUGAAAUUUUCAAUUAUACUUUAUAUUUAUCAGUUUUUGUCUUUGGUAUAUUAGGUGCUGCUAGAGGUUAUGAUGAAGGUAAUAUUUCUGGAAAUAUUGUAUUGCCUGCUUUUAAACAAAUGACUGGUUUAGCAGAUACUACAAAAUCUGAAAAUGCUUUGGCAAAUUUGAAAUCAAAUAUAACUUCAAUGGUUCAAUUAGGUUCAAUUGGAGGUGCUAUAAUUGCAAUGAAAUCAGUUGAUUUCUUUGGAAGAGUUAGAGCUAUGCAAGUUGUAUGUGUUCUUUGGAUUAUUGGUACUAUUAUACAAAUUACUUCAUCAACAGUUGGUCAAUUGUAUGCCGGUAGAUUGAUAGAAGGUUUAGCAAUAGGUCAAACUGUUUCAAUUGGUCCAGUGUACGUUUAAAUCUACUUCAUGCUAUUUAAAAAAAAACCCGUACGGGGUAUUUUUAAGUGGUGAACGUGAUUAUCGCGUGAUUAUCUUAAAAUUAUCAACAAUUUUACUAACCUUAAAAGCUAUCUUGCAGAAGUUUCUCCAUCAGUAAUAAGAGGAUUGUGUAAUUCGAUGUUCGCGGGUGCGGUUUACUUUGGAAUCAUGUUGGUACGUUGUUCAGCUUUGUUUGCAUGUUUUAGGGAGUUUUAUUCGAUUACUAACUUGAAAAUAGGCAUAUUUGACAAAUUAUGGUUGUGUUUUACAUGUCCCUGCUCAAAUUGAUGGUCAUAUUAAUCAAUCACAAUGGAGAUAUACAUUAACACCUAAAAUUGUAUUAGCUGGUUUAAUAUUUAUAAUGUCUUUUGUAUUUUGUAUUGAAUCUCCAAGAUGGUUACUUAAAAAGAAUAGACCCGAUCAGGCUAUUGAAAAAUUAUCUAAACUAAGACACUUACCAAAAGAUCAUCCAUACAUAAUUGCAGAAAUUAGUGAUAUUAAUGAACAAGUAAUGGCUGAAAAGGAAGCAACAAUGCAUUCCAACAUUAUUUCAAAUUUCAGAGAAAUCUUCACCAAAAAAUCUAUUGCUUAUCGUCUUUUUGCAAUUACAGGUUUAGCUCAAGUUUUAGGUCAAUGGAGUGGUGCUAAUGCAGUUACUAUAUAUGCGUCAGAAUUGUUUUCUUUAGCUGGAAUAAGAGGUACUGAUACUUUGAAAAUGUCUGCAGUGUUAGGUGUUGUUAAAUUUGUUUCAGCUUAUUUGUGUGCUUUCUUUAUAAUUGAUGUUUUUGGUCGUAAAAGAGCUUUAUAUUCUGGUUUAUCAUUACAAAUGAUUUGUAUUUUAUAUUAUGCAAUAUUUUUAACAAUUGUUCCUCAAGCUAAAGAAACAGAUGCUGUUUUAACAUCAUCUCAAAAGAGAGCUGCAAAGGGUGCAUUAGCCGCUAUAUUCUUAUCAGGUACUGGUUGGACAAUGGGUUUUAAUAGUAUUCAAUAUUUACUUGGUUCAGAAAUUUUCCCAUUAAAUAUCAGAUCAUUUGCACAAUCUUUAGUCAUGAUUUUACAUUUUGGAAAUCAAUAUGGUAAUUCAAAAGCUUUACCAAAAAUGAUGCUUUCAAUGAAUAGUUAUGGUGCAUUUUAUUUUUUUGCCGGUGUUUGUUGUUUAGGUUUAAUUUGGGGAUUCUUUUUACCAGAAUUAAAAGGUAGAAGUUUAGAAAGUAUUGAAGAAGUUUUUACAUUACCAUGGUAUAAUUUAAGAAGAUGUAAUUCUUUAGUACCGGAUCAUUCACAAAUUCAUAAAGUUAGAUUUACAAAUUCAAGAGGUAAUACAGGAUUUGAUCAUGUUCAAUAUAAUUUAGAUACAUCAAAACCAACUGAUGAAUUUAUUGAAGACUUGAUGCGCAGAGAUUCAACAGAAUCUGAUAAAAAGGAAGAUGUCGAAAAGAAAGUUUAG